AUGCCUGCUGAAGUAUACGGUCGCGGUCUAUAUUUGGGUGAAACAAUUCAAGAGAAGACAAGAUCAUUGCUUGGAUGGAACAACGAGCACUGUCCAUCGGUAAUUGGUGCAGAGUCGCAGUACUUGUUCAGUCAGAAUGUUCAAUCGCCACCCGCGCAACAAUACAAAAAUUCCACGAAUCGGCGCCAUCAUCCCUACAAAAAAGCCAACAAUCGCGUUCGUAAGAACAGCUGCAGUUCGUCGUCGUCAUCCGCGUCAACGUGCAGUGAUUACUCACAGCCGUCCCCCAGUUACAGUGUUCGUUCAUAUCCUGACACAUCCUACAGUCCCGAGCCAAUCGCCUAUUCAAAUGCCACCGAAUCAUUGCUAACAUUCACACCGUAUAAUCCCGCAUUCCGUUCCGCAGAACGCGAAGCACGAGUGUUCGAACGGCUGCGACAGCUCGUACCAGUGCUACCAUCGGAUCGAAACGCUUAUCAGGUUGAAUUUUCAUCAUCAACUGAUUAUUUUCUAAAAUCAUUCAACUAUUCUUUUAAAUGGUUGAAUGAAUCGAUCAUCGAUAUUCUUAUUGAUACGGUGUCACAAGUGAUGGACCUUGAGCAACAGCUCGAGCAACUGAACGAGCAAACGGAAGACGUUAAGAACAGUUUACGUUUAGAGGGAAACUAUUCAAAGUAUGGGGAUGAUGAGGUGAGAUUCAUAAUUGAUUGCAUUUGUUUCGAAAAUAUCGAACGAAGUUUGUGUUCGACAUAG
Molecule: messenger RNA, 753 nt
Organism: Anisakis simplex (herring worm)
Lineage: Eukaryota; Metazoa; Nematoda; Chromadorea; Rhabditida; Anisakidae
Source: the annotation of a GenBank genome assembly